Messenger RNA from Ylistrum balloti, 1267 nucleotides. RefSeq names its product innexin unc-7-like. Bases 65 to 1267 code for a protein of 400 amino acids. The transcript is spliced from 2 exons. The record is from RefSeq and is a predicted model, not a curated record. Lineage: Eukaryota; Metazoa; Mollusca; Bivalvia; Pectinida; Pectinidae.
CUGACAAAGUUUGACAAGGAUGUAGAUUUCGUGAAAUUGAAAUCAGUCACUAACAACAUUGAAAAUGGGAUUCCUUGAAGACGUAACAAAGCAGAGUACUUCCGUCAUCAGAACUACACUGAGUGACGAUACAUCUAUACACGUCCUGAACCGGAAGUUCUGUGUCGUUUCUCUGAUCAUACUUGCGCUGUUGGUGUGCGCAAAGCAAUAUGUCGGUGAACCCAUCCAAUGCUGGUGUCCUGCCGAGUUCGCCAAAUUUCACGUGUCGUAUGCCAACAGUUACUGCUGGAUAAAGAACACAUAUGGUGUCCCUUUUGAUGAAAUACUACCGGUGGAGGACGACGAAAGACAAGAUACAGAAAUAAUGUAUUACCAGUGGGUCCCUCUUAUCUUCGUUCUCAUGGCGUUCCUCUUCUACUGCCCAAAAAUCUUCUGGAAAGGAUUUUACCCCAAGUCUGGCAUAAACAUUAAGAAGACUCUGAAUCUUGCUAGUGAUGCAACGUAUCUAGGCCCAGAGAAACGCGCUGAGAGAAUGAUUGAUAUUGCGUCCUAUAUAGAUAAAUGGAUUGAAAUCAGAGACGGGAGAAGUUCCGCAUACCAGCGUAUACAAGCACUUAAGGAAAGCAUGGGGCAUCGUGGAAUACACUUCGGAAAUUAUCUGACUUUGAUCUACUUGAUAACAUGCGGUCUGUACACGGCGAACACUAUUGGGCAAUUGUUCCUGGUAGAUGCUCUGAUGGGCAAUGACUUUUUGAAUCUGGGUCCAGACUUUGUGAAAGGCGUAUCAACUAAUCAGAAAUGGGAAGACUUGAGGAGAUUUCCUCGUGUUACAUUUUGUGAUUUCAACAUUCGACAACUCCAAAAUGUCCAACGAUGGACCGUUCAGUGUUCCUUACCGAUCAAUCUGUUUAAUGAGAAGAUGUUUAUCAUCCUGUGGUUCCUGCUGGUGAUAAUGUCAAUUGUAAACAUCGUAAAUUUUGUAUACAACUUUGCUAUGCUUUUCUUCCCGCGGCGGAAAAACGAAUACAUCCGGAAAUACAUUGAUGACGAACAGCUUGCACCGGAACUGCGUCACAGCAGUAGACUUAGUGAUGUUCAGGUGAAAUUUGUUGACAAGUACUUGAGACAAGAUGGCGUCUUUCUCAUCUGGUUGAUCAGUCACAACACAAGCCCAGUUGUGGCGUCAGAGAUUGUAGCCAAACUCUGGAAGGACUACUGCGACAAACCACAUGUGAAGACAUUUUUGUCCCUGGAUUCAGAAACAUGA